This is a messenger RNA of Schizophyllum commune H4-8, 1495 nucleotides long. RefSeq lists its product as uncharacterized. The record is from RefSeq and is a predicted model, not a curated record. NCBI's taxonomy places the organism in Eukaryota, Fungi, Basidiomycota, Agaricomycetes, Agaricales, Schizophyllaceae. The coding region runs from base 122 to 1378 and encodes 418 amino acids. The transcript has 2 exons.
CCCACCUCCAAGCUCCGUGCAUACACACAGCUAUCAUGCCUCGUUCGCUCGGCAUACACCGUCUCCUAUCAUGCACGCCCUCUAAAAGCCGCCAUCGUCUAUAGAUCCUUGUCAUGCCACAAUGAAACGGUCACUCUUUGGCAAGAAACGAGAGAGCGUGGUGGGCUCUGCCCCGCCGCAGACACUACAGCCCUCCCCAACACCCUCAAGGACAGAGACCACGUCCUCCGGCUCGACGAUGCAGUCUCCUCCAAUGUCUAUGCAGCAGCCUUGGCAACAAUACGGGGGACCUCCUCAACAGCAGCUUGCGCCAGGCUUCCAGCAGCAACAGCCAUCUUGGCUUCAAGGACCUGGUCUUCAACAGCCUCUACCACUCCCUCCCCAACAGCAGCAGUCCCCACCCCCUCAAAAUGACUCUGUAUCCGGAGAGCAGUAUCGCUACGCGCUCACGAACUUCCGCAUCGCCCACGAGAAAGUCGAGCAACAACGACUGCAGCUGGAAGAGCAGGAGCGCCAAGUCGCCGCCCUCCGCGCGCGCAUCGCGCUCCUCGAGGGCGGUCCGGCAACCGGCCCGGCGAAUGGCACCGGCAACACUGUCGACGAUUUCUCUAUUCGUAGCGCCGCCGCGCAUCUCGACAAGCUCAUCAACCGCUGGGCGUCAGAUGUUCUUCGUGCACCUCCAUGUCCGCAGAAUAACCUCGCUCGAGCGGUCCUUGCGGACCUGUCAGCUUCGCUGGCUACGGAUGCGGCCCCUCUGCGAACACAUGCGCUACUCAGACAUGCACUCGCCGAGGCCGUCGCAGAGGGCGCCUUAAACACCCUCGCGCCGACGAACUCUCCCGCCGCCAACGCCCAGCUCACCCGUCUGCACGCGCAUCUCCUCGCCCGAGCCCCUCCCGCAGCAGCCGCCUGGCGCCGCCUCACCUUCUCCGCCGCCGUCACCACCUACACCCCCACCGUCCUCCGCGGCAUCCUCGCCGAGCACGUCCCCGCCCUCUCCCGCGCGCUCCUCAACAAGCCGCUCACCCCCGCCGACGGCGACACGCCCCUCGCGCCGCCGCUCCCCGCCGACGUCCUCAUCGCCGCGCUCGACUUCGCGCGCAUGCUGCACGGCGGGGCGGCGGGGGACGCGUUCUAUCGGGCGUUCGUGCCGGAGGUGGGCGCGGGCCUGCAUCCGGGGCAGAUGGAGCUGGUGAAGCGGUGCGGGACGUCGGAGAGGGGCGGGGCGUGCCAGGUGGGCGCGACGGUGUUUCCAGGGCUGGUGAAGGUUGGCGGUGGUGGCGGGGAGGGGAAAGAAGAGCCGCAGGUGGUGGUGAGGCGCGCACAAGUUAUCUGUGAGUGUGCACUCAGCGGGGGCGCGGCGACUCCGGGGACAUGAUUGCGCACAAGCAACGAGGGCGUCGACUUCUAUAUAAGUAUUUACACCUGUAACGUCGAUAACAGCAAGACCUCGGGAUGACAACUGAGACUUCUGACGGGAUUUUCGGGGCUCUUU